CUUCGGAUGCCUUAGUAUCGCUCAGCAACUUCAGCGCGCAUCAACAUGGCCUCAGCGAAAUUGCUGCUCUUCACUGCCCUGGUGGCCGUUAUGGCCGCCAACUGUUCAGCGGGGCUUCUGGAAAGCUUCUUUUUCCCCGCCGUCAUGACGGAGUUCUACAAUGGGGCGCCCACAAAGGAGGGAUACCGCUUCAACAUCGAUGAGCCCAAUGGCAGCAAGCGUGAGGAAAUGGCCGUCAUCAUGAACCCGGGAACAGCCGACGAGCAGGUGGUGGUCAUGGGUACCUACUCCACAUACGAUGAAAAGACUGAUACCGAUACUGUGACUAUGUACACCGCCGAUAAGGAUGGUUACAAGGCCCGCUACCAAAUCAAGAACCGCAAACUGAGCGCCGGAGCCCUGAAGUCCGCUGCAGGAUAAACAUUUUCUAGAUUAAAAUUGUAAAUAAAAAAUAAAAAAGUUUAGUAUUCCAUUGCUGAAA
This is a messenger RNA of Drosophila ficusphila, 481 nucleotides long. RefSeq lists its product as uncharacterized. The transcript is spliced from 3 exons. Lineage: Eukaryota; Metazoa; Arthropoda; Insecta; Diptera; Drosophilidae. The coding region runs from base 46 to 420 and encodes 124 amino acids. The record is from RefSeq and is a predicted model, not a curated record.